Rubroshorea leprosula is the source of this 1319-nucleotide messenger RNA. NCBI's taxonomy places the organism in Eukaryota, Viridiplantae, Streptophyta, Magnoliopsida, Malvales, Dipterocarpaceae. The record is from the annotation of a GenBank genome assembly.
GAUUUCCUAAAUUGAGAUGUCGCUGCGGUGCUAUUCAAGCCAACGAUUUGAAUCGGUGGAGUUUCUUAUUCAAUCUGCUCAUCAACUUGAAGUUACGCCGGUUGUCAAAUACACUGCUUUGUCCUUCUUUGCCGAUCGAUUUCUCCCCAGGUCAAGAAAAGAGGGGAAAGAAGUAUAUAACGUUUCUCAAUUUAGAUGGGAAUCAAAAGAGAAUGUGGAUAAACAUGAUGGGUACAGAAGUAAUGGGUUAAUUCAGGCUAAUGAUGUCGGAAACUGGCUUUUGCGACCGAUGGGUGGGGGCAAUUUUCAACUAUUUGCACUUAUUUCAAUAUGGAUAUCUAGCAAAAUACAUGAUUCUCAUCCUGUACCCUUGAAAAGUUUAAAGUCUCUAGGAGACAUGUUCAUUACGGAACAGCAUUUUACAACUCGAGAUUUCUUGGAAGCAGUAAGCUAGUUAAUAUUUCUUUGCUUUCAAAGAUUUUUUAGCCUAUUUAAUCCGUCAUGUCCACAAUGGUUCAUGUGCAUGCUCUGCAGGAGUUGGUCUUACUUCAGGUAAUUGUCCAAUAACCUCAAAAUAUCUUUGCAUCCCUCAAGUUUUGGCUGAGAUGAGUUCUGUUCAUUGAGAAGGUCCUGAAUUUUGACAUUGGGACUUCAAAUGUUGCAUUUAUGUUCCUUGAAGAGCUCUUUGUUUGGUUCAAGGGGGUGUCCAAAGUUGGGGAGCUCAUGAGCUUUGAAGCAUGCAUGGAUUUGAUGGAUCUUCUUUAUGAGAAAGAGGAGACAUCAAUACUUUUUUGUUCUCCUUGUUCUCUUGCUGCAUCCAUCUUGGCAUGUUGUACUAACUCUUUGGUAUCCAAGUCCUUUACAGUAUUGUUCAAUUUGUUAAGCUUGUAACCUUUUCAGGUCUCUUCAUAUGUUGUCACAGUACCUAAGCAGCAGUGGGAGUUUCCUGUUCUUCCCUGGGUGAAGUUUGUAACCUCAUGCAAAGAAGAGGAUAUUGUGAAGCAGGUGAAGGAGAUCCUGAAGCAUGUAUUUCAUCCUCCUUGCUAGAGUCUAGAGAUAAUAACAAAAUCUUGGUAGAGAUGUCAUCUAUUUUGAUAUUGCCCUACCUUGAGGAAAAGUUGAUAUCUUUAUCCUUAAAGACGAACACUUUGAGCCAUGUAGCUAAGUGUAAGCGGUUUAGGAAAAUAAUACUUAUAUGAAUACCAUGCUAGACAAGACGCAUUAGCUGCUUCUUGGUUAAAAAACUGGAAUCAGGUUUACUGUAAAAAGGCUAAAACCCUAUUUUGGUCCUUCAACUUUAACAAAAAGUUUUUUUUAGU